AUGGACCCGAUUCAAGAAGCGAUUGCAGAAAUCGAAUCGCGAGAACUAGGAGAUAAAUUCUCGUAUCAAGCAAUCGCGAAAAAGCAUGGUGUAGCACGAAUGACGUUGAUGAGACGACACCGCGGCGAAACUGAGGCCUAUGGCGUGCGCAACCUCUCCCUCCAU
Molecule: messenger RNA, 165 nt
Organism: Exserohilum turcica Et28A
Lineage: Eukaryota; Fungi; Ascomycota; Dothideomycetes; Pleosporales; Pleosporaceae
Exons: 1
Source: RefSeq, a predicted model, not a curated record